UCAAUUAUUGAUUAAAUAAAUUUUUUUUGUGGACGCAGACUCACGCAGUCGCCGGAGCUGUUCCUUUCUCUCUCUUCCUUCUCCUCGCCUUCUCUCUCUCUCUCCCCCCGUCCUCUUUCUCCUCAUUCUCCUUCUUCUUCCCGGGCGCGGCGUUCUCGGCUCUCCAAGCUCGCUGAUUGCUUCCAGAUCCUACUGGUCAACGAGGAGCUCAACUCUCUGCUUUGCCUCGGGAGCUUCAGCGCCGCCGGCCGUCAGCUCCGAGUUCCGAGGACUCAGCUGCUUUGCCCCGUGCUUGUUCCUGCUCGAGCGAAACUCGGAAUGCUGUUUUUGUAGGCAGUGCAGGUGAGGAUCUCGGUUUCGGAGUGUUCUCUGUCGAACCGGAGCUGCGAGUUCCACUGAGUCAACCCCGAGCGGCGACGUGCUCGGGAUCCGGACCAACAUGGAGGCGGAGACGCGGACUCGGAUCGAUGAAGAUGCUGAUUCCAGCGGCUACUACUUGCAGAAAUUCAGGCUCUACGAGACUCACUCGAACUUUUAUAUGAUUGGGAGAGAUAAAAACAGGAGCUUCUGGAGAGUGUUGAAGAUCGACAGAUCAGAACCUUCAGAGCUAAAUAUUCUUGAAGAUCCCACCACAUACACAGAACACGAGUGCUGUGAGCUGCUCAAACGAAUUGAUGAAGGAAACCUCUCCACCGGUGGUCUUAAAUUUGUGACUACAUGUUAUGGCAUUAUCGGGUUCAUCAAAUUUUUGGGGCCUCAUUACAUGCUCAUUAUUACGAAGAGAAGGAAGAUUGGGGCUAUCUGUGGCCAUGCAAUAUAUUCCAUUACCAAGAGCGAAAUGAUCCAAAUUCCGAAUUCUCAUAUGCAGUCCAAUAUGGCUUUUACUAAGAAUGAAAACAGAUACAAGAAGCUUCUGUGCACUGUGGAUCUCACUAAGGACUUCUUCUUCAGUUACUCAUAUAAUGUUAUGCAAAGUCUCCAGAAGAAUCUGUACAACUAUGAAUCUGGACCAGUACUAUACGAAACAAUGUUCGUCUGGAAUGAGUACUUGACUCGUGGGAUCCGAAAUAACCUAAAGAAUACUCUGUGGACAGUUGCAUUAGUAUAUGGCUUCUUUAAACAGGUGAAACUUGCAUCCUCUGGCAGGGAAUUUAGGCUAACCCUCAUAGCUAGACGGUCUCGUCAUUAUGCUGGCACCAGGUAUCUGAAAAGGGGAGUCAAUGAGAAGGGUAGAGUUGCUAAUGACGUGGAGACUGAGCAAAUUGUGUUUGAAGAUGUACCAGAAGGCUGCCCCGUGCAAAUAAGUUCCAUUGUACAAAACCGGGGUUCAAUCCCCCUUCUCUGGUCUCAGGAGACUUCGCGUUUGAAUCUUAAACCUGACAUAAUAUUAUCAAAGAAGGAUCCCAACUAUGAAGCCACAAAACUUCACUUUGAGAAUUUGGUCAAGAGAUAUGGAAAUCCAAUAAUCAUACUGAACUUGAUCAAGACGCAUGAAAGGAAGCCUCGGGAAAGCAUUCUACGGGCAGAAUUUGCAAAUGCUAUAAGAUUUAUCAAUAAAAGUCUACCCGAAGAGAAUCGCCUGAGAUUCUUGCAUUGGGAUCUGCAUAAGCACUUCAGAAACAAAGCUACCAACGUAUUGGCACUUCUCAUCAAAGUGGGUGUGUACGCGGUGAACUUAACAGGAAUAUUCUAUUGUCAAGUUCCAGCAAAUUUAAAGAUUGAUGGGUCCGUGAUCACAUCCUACGUUGAGAAUAGUGAUUAUGGAGACUCUGGUUCUCAUCAUUUCUCCAACAACAGCGAUGAUGGGGACAGCUUGGAAAGUGAGGUCAGUAGCAUCGGUGGUAACCCAAAGGUUAAGCUGCCAAUGUUUCAAAAAGGGGUUCUGAGGACUAACUGCAUAGACUGUCUGGAUCGUACAAAUGUUGCCCAAUAUGCGUAUGGGUUGGUUGCUCUGGGGAGGCAGCUACAUACUCUAGGAUUACUGGAAUCUGAAAAUAUAGAUUUAGAUAACUUAUUGGCAGAGGAUCUGAUGAGCAUAUAUGAAAUGAUGGGAGAUACGCUUGCCCUGCAGUAUGGUGGCUCUGCUGCACACAACAAGAUUUUUUCCGAGAGACGGGGUCAGUGGAAGGCCGCAACUCAAUCCCAAGAGUUCUUUAGAACUCUACAGCGGUACUACAGCAAUGCCUACAUCGAUGGUGAAAAACAGGAUGCCAUUAAUGUGUUCUUGGGCUACUUUCAGCCACAGCAAGGUAAACCUGCUCUAUGGGAACUGGACUCAGACCAGCACCACAAUGUAGGCAGACGGUCUGGUUAUGCUGACAAGAGUGCUAGGUCAUUUAUGAAGAGAUCAUUCUCUGAUGGAAACAUUCUCUCUGAAAGUGACGCUCAUUUAACAACCAAAAACUUAGUCCCAAAUCAGUCACUCUCUGCUGGAAAAGCACAAGGGGCUAACAAAGGUCUCUCAGAGUCUACCCCAGCAAUAGCUUGCGAUAAUGAAAUAUCCGAUUACAGGUGUAGUUACCAGCCGCUAAUAAAGGAUGUCCAAGAGGAUCAAUGUCUUGAAAGCGAUUACAUUUGUUACGAUAGACAUGGGGACUCGUGCAACUGUUCAAAUUUUCUGGACGUGGACUGGCUUUCUUCAUCAGGAAACUCAUGUGACGAAGACAUAUAUGAAAGGUCAUCCAUCACUGGCCUGUCGCUGGAUGGUGUGAACAGACUAAAAGGCGAACUGGCCAGAUCGUCAAGCAAGGUUGGAUCCAGCAUGAAGGGAAAGGAACAUGAAACCAUCCCUGACGAUCCCCUUGCUGAUUAUUCCGAAAACUUCAUCCGCUGGGUGAACAACGGGGUGAUGCUGCUCAAUUGAGAUCCGAAACUCGCCGAGACUGAUAUUCACCACAUUCUGAUCUAAUUCCGACCCAUCCGAAGGAUUGGGUUGAUCAAAUGACGGGAAAGAUACGGUAAGAGAAAUAUAUACCGAAAAAUGAGAAAAACCCGCCAGUCUAUUUUAGCUGAAAUAAGCUUCCCGCCCUCCCAAAAAUAAAGCACUGUCAGUCGUAUGUAAAUAUGCAGAGCAUUUGUUCAUGGUUUUAGAAGUCUCAGGGGCCGAAAUAAGUUUAGCCAAUUCUUUAUGGAUCUUCUCCUCCCAAUUUUGUAAAUAUCUAUUUAUUUAUGGGCCCUUUGGAGCUUCUCAAGUCUAUAUUCUUUCAUGUUCUACUUUUA
Punica granatum (pomegranate) is the source of this 3219-nucleotide messenger RNA. NCBI's taxonomy places the organism in Eukaryota, Viridiplantae, Streptophyta, Magnoliopsida, Myrtales, Lythraceae. The record is from RefSeq and is a predicted model, not a curated record.